AUGUUUACGCAACUGAAGCGUGAGAGUCUACGGAAGCUACAGGCAAUGGAAGACAAGAGUCCGAAGGGAUGUAUUGAUGGAGCUAUUGUUGAUAUGAUUAAGAGUAUAAAUGCUCAUCCAGAUUACGUAACAAGUAGCUCGUGUUCUGGUCGUAUUGUGCUCUUUUGUGGAGAAAAAGACAUAGCAGGAAAUGGACGUAAUAAUGGUUCAGAUUUGAUUACAAAAGGUGGUAAAUGGUUGAUUGCUCAACAUGGUACAAUCACAUUUGAUCAAGUCAUAACAGCACUACGCUCUCGUGAUGCUUCUCAUUUAACUUCGAGCAAUAUGAUUAUCUUCAAACAUGAACCAUUCAUUAUGCACGUUGUGUGUCGUGAUCUGGACUCGGCAAAGAAGCUAUUGCAAUGGGGUCUUGCCAGUGGAUUUCGGGAAUCAGGUGUUAUCCUUGGUAAUCGGAAAAUCAUGUGUGCAAUUCGUACGACUGCGAAUAAUUUGGAAAUCCCACUUGGACAGAGUGCAAAGCAGAUACUAGUUAACGAUGAAUACCUCCGCUGGAUCGUGGAUAUCGCAAAUCAAAAGUUUGGGGUGAAUAAACAAAAGACGGAUCGACUUUUGGAAGCCUUUCGUGUCAGUUUCUGUCAGCUAGCAACGAAACGGCAAAUUGACCAGGGGUGUGUGGUAGAACUGAGCUCUUGGACAAAGGUGACGAAUGAAAAGGGCGUGAAGCUUGUGGGGCAUUCAAGCGUGCGGUACCGAGACUCAAUUGUCGUAUUUGGCGGUCAAGGGACUACUGCUUCAGGAACGACAACGCGCGUUGCCGACGUGACUUUCUUAAUCCCUUCCAAGGACGGCUCACUGCGGCAAGCAUACCACACAACAGCUGGAGCUAAUGGUCCAUCAGCUAGGAUGUGUCACUCGUGUGUUGUUGUGGGAACGCGUAUGGUUGUGUUUGGCGGUCGCUCUAGCCCCACAAAACCUUUGGGAGAUCUCUAUGCAAUGGAUUUUGAGACGAAACAAUGGGAGGAGAUUGUCAUUGAAGGAGUUGGCCCGUCUCCACGUUGGAAGCAUUGCAGCUGUGCUGUUAGUUCUGUUGUAUACGUGUACGGUGGUCGUGAUGCCGAGCAAGUUUUUGGUGACUUGUUUGCCCUCGAUCUAAGCCAAGACUCACUGCUGUGGCGCCAAAUUGAAACCUCUUUUAUCAUCCCACGUCGAUUCGAUCACAUUGGUGUGGUUGUCGAAUCGACAAAGCUUGCGUUUUGGGGAGGUAUGUCAUCGCUGGAUAGCGGUGAUUCCAGCGAUGAUAGUGGCGUCUGCUUGCUUUUUGAUACAGUGAAAGAAGCUUGGCAAUCCAAAGCCCUUGAAGACACCCAAAACAAAAGCCAGCCUCGUGCACUUUUUGCUGCGAGUGCUUGCUCAAUCAAUGACCAUCAGGUUCUUGUGAUAGGUGGCAUGACGCCUCCGUGUUUGGCGAAUGGAGAUAUGGCAACCCAAGACAUUUAUGUGCUAGAUGUCCGUACAUUGCAAUGGACAAAGAUCGGCGAUGUCAAGCAUGAAAAUGCAGUUUUUGUUGGGCACACGACGACGUGGAUGCCGACAAGCAGUUCUCUGUAUGUUUUAGGUGGUGGAAUCCAAUGCUUUGGCUUUGGGCAGUUAUAUUCGUCGACGUAUCAAUGCCACCUGUCGCUGAAGACGCCACAGAUAUCUCCUGUGAUUGCCUCCAAAAGCAACUCAGUCAGCCGGCUGUUUACAAGUGAGUGUACCUCAUCGAAUGAAGCACCACUAGGUGUUCUUGUCGAAAAAGUGGAUGUGAAGAAGGUCAAGACAUUGCUUGAGAAGGCGCAUGUUUAUGACAAGUCCCGACGUGUCCACGUAGUAAAUGUUGCGCAGCUAGAUAAGACUGCAAUUGACAGACAGACAAUGACGAUGUUUCUGAUUCCUGUGAGGGUCUCUAUUCGUAACCUCAUUGCUUCAACAAAAGACGCAGAAGUACAAAAGCUUGAGAUUGUGCUGGACGAUGAUGUGUACGCAAACAAGUAUGGCAAGAAUAGCGGGCUGAACCGCAAUGAAGUGAUUCGCAGUACCAUUUGUGCCUUUGCUCGUCAGCAUCAACUCUCGACCGAGCUCGAGAGCGCCGUUCCAGAGACAUAUGAGUUCUUAGGUGAUGUUUUACUUGUCCCGCGAGAUUCUUUUCUCGAGCAAGAAUGGGCAUCGUUUGCUGAUGAGAUGUGGUCACAAGUUUGUACGUCCACUACACCCGCUUUCUCUCGUGUUGCACGAAAAGCUUUUAUUGAUACAAGUGAGAAACGCCAGAGUCACAUGAAGCUAUUGUAUCUAAAUCACAAGGCACUCACUACGUCACGUACCAAGGAAGCUCCUGGUUGGGUGGAAAUUCGGGAGAAUGGUAUUAUCUACGGUUGGGACCUCACUCGUGUCAUGUUCUCGUCGGGUAAUGUCACUGAGAAGACCCGCAUGGCAAAUAUUGAAUGUCAUGGUGAGACCAUUGUGGAUCUCUUUUGUGGUAUCGGUUAUUAUGUUCUUCCUUUUCUUGUACACGGUGGUGCUGCAUUUGUUCACGCGUGUGAGUGGAAUCCGGAUUCAGUAGAAGCAUUGCGCUUUAAUCUCGAGCGGAAUCACGUUGCAGAUCGAUGCAAGAUUUAUUAUGGUGACAAUCGUCUAUCUGCUCCUCGAAUUGGUUCCGUUGCUGAUCGUGUGAAUUUAGGUCUAUUACCUACAAGCAGAAAAGCAUGGCCACUAGCUAUCCAAGUGCUCAAAUCAAGUGGUGGAUGGUUACAUGUCCAUGAUAAUGUCGCUGUAAAAGACAAUGAAACGUGGAAACAAUAUGUGGUGGAUACAAUACAAGAGUUAGCACAACAGUAUGGAAAGGAUUGGACAAUUACGUGUGAUCACGUAGAGAAAGUGAAAUCAUACGCACCUAAAGUGUAUCAUCUUGUGGCUGAUAUUCAUUGUGUCGCUAAGAAGCAUGUAUAA
Molecule: messenger RNA, 2985 nt
Organism: Peronospora belbahrii
Lineage: Eukaryota; Oomycota; Peronosporomycetes; Peronosporales; Peronosporaceae
Source: the annotation of a GenBank genome assembly